Marasmius oreades (fairy-ring Marasmius) is the source of this 870-nucleotide messenger RNA. RefSeq lists its product as uncharacterized. NCBI's taxonomy places the organism in Eukaryota, Fungi, Basidiomycota, Agaricomycetes, Agaricales, Marasmiaceae. The transcript has 2 exons. The record is from RefSeq and is a predicted model, not a curated record. The coding region runs from base 1 to 870 and encodes 289 amino acids.
AUGCGCACGGAGUUGUCACACUCUCUAUGGUACGCAGUCGUUGACGCGAGGUCGUCGAUCAUCUGUUCGACGCCAUCGUUAUGGGCGUACAUCGGAUUGGACGUGGAACGAUGGUACUACCACUGGGCCGACGACUCCGCUGCGACCGAUGGCAUUACCCGCCUUACAGAUGGAGUCCAACUUUUCCUAGAUCGCUCCAAGUCUGCACCGUUGAAUCUGGACCUAACGAUAAAGAUGCGCUCUUCAGUACCCGUCGGUCCGACCACCAAACUGCUUGAUGUCCUUGCCCAAAGUAUGACUCGAUGGAGGGUUGUCUUUUUGAAUAUAUCACCCGAAAUAUUCGAACAUCCUGCUUUGCAGUUGCUUCCCCAGUCCCUCCAACAUGUCACCUGGACGGAUCCAUCGAGCGACCUCCAUGUCAACCUAUUUAACAAAUGCCCUUCUCUCACAUCCCUCAACCUUUUCCAUAUACAAAUACCUUACAGAUUUCAACGAGAGUCGCCGAGAAUCAAGACUCUCGAUAUUACACUAGACGCUAGUUCCGCCACACUUAUACCAGGAGCGACGGGCUUUUUAGAUGAACUGUUCGUGGGACAGAGUUGUUCGCUCAGCUCACCCCUACUACCUCAUUUAACCGAUCUGAAUCUUUUCAUGAAUCGUGACAGCUUUAAAGAAGAGCCUCUUGUGCGUGCUGUCACAUCGAGAUGGCUCCCUAACUUGGAGGACGCAACCAAGGCAGGUGUCGCAUGUUUACGGUCAUUCAGACUCAUGAUGAUGAACCACGACUUUGUCCCUACCCUGGAACCUCUACUCUAUCUUAGAGAUGCUGGGUUGAGAGUGGAUGUCUUUCCAACUCUGGAACUGGAUUAG